CACUAGGAAGCGACGCACUGCAAACAGCGAGGACACAACAGCUGUUUUAUCUCACUAACAGGGUCUUUAAAAAGUGCACAAUGGGUUUAUUUUAGUCGAGCAGAAGGUUGGAAGAAUAAAAAUAAACGAAUAAAUUCAAAAUGAGCUUCGCUGUUUUAUCGUAUGAGGGUUUGGUUCAUGCUGUCUCAGGAGCAAUGGGAAGUGUGACUGCCAUGACAGUAUUCUUCCCUCUUGAUACUGCCAGACUGAGGCUACAAGUGGAUGAAAAUAGGAGGGCCAAAUCAACUCCAGCCAUUCUGGCAGAUAUCAUCAAAGAAGAAGGACUAUUAGCCAUUUACAGAGGCUGGUUCCCCGUCAUCUGCAGCCUGUGCUGCUCCAACUUUGUUUACUUCUACUGCUUCCACAGCCUGAAGGCUCGCUGGCUGAAGGGAAAGCAGUCGGCUCCGAGCAGUGACUUAAUCAUAGGCAUUGCUGCAGGUGUCAUAAACGUUCUUCUUACCACUCCUCUGUGGGUGGUCAACACCAGGCUGAAGCUUCAGGGUUCCAAGUUUCGCAAUGCAGAUAUUCGGCCUACCAACUACUCUGGCAUUAUGGAUGCCUUUGCUCAGAUCACCCGUGAUGAGGGCGUGGGAGCUCUGUGGAACGGGACCUUCCCAUCGCUGCUGCUGGUGCUGAACCCCGCAAUCCAGUUCAUGAUUUACGAAGGCCUGAAGAGGCAGCUGAGGAGAGGAGUUCCCAGAGAGCUUUCAUCUGUCGAGGUCUUCCUCAUCGGCGCAGUUGCCAAAGCGGUUGCCACCAUUGUUACGUACCCGCUGCAGACCAUACAGUCCAUUCUCAGGUUUGGUCAGUUCAGCGAGUCAACGGGUGAGUCAAAACUGCUGUCCAGCAUCAGGGCUAUCAAGUGUCUACUGGUCAACAGAGUCAGGAAGCACGGCAUGUUGGGUCUGUUUAAAGGCCUGGAGGCCAAGCUGCUGCAGACGGUGCUGACUGCUGCACUCAUGUUCCUUCUCUAUGAGAAUAUUGCCAGUCUCACCUUCAGAGUCAUGGGACUGAGCAGCAAACACUACAAGAGACGGUAGCGAGCUCCACAACGACGAACGUUUGACCACAUUAAAGCACUGACUGACUCUAGUGAUCACUGCUAACAGACCCCAUGAUGGGGAUUUUAACUUCCUGGGAAUCUGUCCCUUUCUUGUGAAUCAAGUUUUCAACAUUUCUGUGAAUCUUUAAUGGUAAUCUCAUCCUCAUCCUACUAAUACUCCAACCAAUAAAACAUUACAACU
This is a messenger RNA of Anoplopoma fimbria (sablefish), 1283 nucleotides long. It is a transcript of the gene slc25a17, whose product is annotated as solute carrier family 25 member 17. Gene Ontology annotation, molecular function: ATP transmembrane transporter activity; FMN transmembrane transporter activity; AMP transmembrane transporter activity. NCBI's taxonomy places the organism in Eukaryota, Metazoa, Chordata, Actinopteri, Perciformes, Anoplopomatidae. Gene Ontology annotation, cellular component: peroxisomal membrane. Bases 141 to 1079 code for a protein of 312 amino acids. The transcript is spliced from 9 exons. The record is from RefSeq and is a predicted model, not a curated record.